CUCAGACCGAUGUACCGGGUCCUACAGCGAGCACGGGUGAACCUCAGACAAGUGGUUCUGAGGGUAAGAAGAGCAAGAAAGAUCAUGUUGAGCAGAAGCUUGGGAAGGGGACAAGCCCCUCUAAAACCAUAAGCCCCUCUAAAACCAACAAGUCAGAGAGGGAUGUACAGCCAUCAUCAACAUUGAAAACAAUGGGAAGUGCCGUUUCUCUCCGAUCUAAUGGAUCUAAAGAGGCUUGGGUAGAGAGAAAUGAGCAAGAUGUACAAGAUUUAGAGAUGCCAAACUCAUCAAGGAAGGGUAAAUUUGGAAGUACUUUUAGUCUAUCAAGGGGCAAUAAAGUUACCCCAGGAGAUGUCCCUGCUUCUGCUAUAACCAAUCUUGCUAGCUUAGAUAGUGCACAGUCUAAUGCAGCAGACGGUCAAGCUGAAAAACAGACUGGUUCUAGUUUAGUUAGUUCACACGCUAGUAAAGCAACCAGUCUUGGAGAGAAAGAUCGUCCAGCUUCUGCAUCUAACAGUAGACCUAGUUCUAGCCUAGCUCGUUUACACGAUGCCGACCAGAAAGAUGGACUCAAAGGCGUCAAAGUUGAAGUGGAGGAGGACUGUCCAGAGAAGCACGCAUAUAUACCGUACCUGUACGCACGUAACUGUAUAGCUAAAAUCAUGGAGGACAUGAAGGCAAUGAAGCAGAACCAUCUCGUCAUAGUGGAAAACAUACAGAUGCAUUAUGGGGAAAUAGAAUCUGAAACACAGGAACAAUUCAACAUGUUUGUGUUGUGUAUAAGAGAUGAGUAUGCCAGUCAAAGGCAGACAUUCCGGAAAGUUAUUGAUACCCAUAAAGACGAGGUUGAGAAAAAAGAAAAAUACUGGAACGAAAUGUUACAGAGUUUGGCCGAGAGAAACAAUCGUCUGUUGAGAGAGAAGAAAAUGUUGUUGAUUCACAGCAAGACUGAGAUAGAAAAGUUAGAGAAAGAAAAGGAAGGACUUCAGGAAAAACUAAGUGGAGUAGUUGUACCAGCACCAGUUCCAGUUCCAGAGGCAUGGGAGGAAGAAAGAAAGUUACUACAAGAUCAACUGGAGACAGAGAAAGCUAAUGUAGCUAGUCUGGAGAAACAGAUGGCUAGCAUGAGUAAACCCUCUGACACACCUGUAAAACUUGAGGUAGCAACAGCUUCCAGUAAAGAGACUGCAGUAAACGCGGCCGCCGGAGCAGUUGGGUUUGGAGCAGGUGCCAUGGCAACAGCAGGUGUCAUGGCUGCCACAAAAGAGAACAACAAACAGGUGGAAAAAGAGAGACACGAGAUUGUGGAAGAGAGAAAGAAACUCUCGGAGGAGCGAGCCAAGGUUGACGCGGAGAGGGAAGGAUUCGGAGCGGAGCAGCAGAAAUGGAUGGACGAAAUAAACAAAUUACAGACCGAACUUGCUGAGAAGAAUGUGUCUGGUAACGAGUGGAAGGUCAAACAUGAUGUACUUCAAGGACGUCUGGAAGAAGUGGCUGGGAUUCAAGCCAAGUACCAGAUGCUGGAGAACCAGUAUGCAGCACUUGCUCUCCUUGUAAAGGGAACCGAUACCUCAGCUGCUCUAACGGAGAAUAUGGGAAAGAAUGAGGAGGAGAAGAAAAUGAUGAAUGACGAGAAAUCCCGACUAGACAAUGAUAUCAACAAAUGGGAGAAAGAUUUUGAGAAGAAAAAUGGCCGUAAACCUGCUGAAGAUGAUAAGACAGACAUGGUAAAAGAGAUGUACACAACACGUGAGGAAGUGACCUACAUGGUUACCUCCCUUCAACAAAAAGAAGACACAUUCAAGAAAGUGCAGGCUGGUGGCGUACCGGACGUACCUGAGGUGCCUCACAAACCGGUUGAUACCACAGACCCAGAGGUGGUCACUGUCCAGGUAAAGGUACCAGACCCGACAGUGGUUGAAGAGUUGAAGCAGACGCAAACCACAAUUAUCACAAUAAGAACAGAGAUCACAACCUUGCAACAAGAGAUCACAGAACUCAGGACCGAGAUCAGCGAACAGAAUGAGACCCUCGCCAAGCAGAGAGAAAACAUUGCUGGGUUGGAACACCAGAUAGCCACUAUGAAGGCAGAGGGAGUUGCUACCGGCGCAGGAUUGGGUGUUGCUGGUACUGCAGGCAUAUCUAAUGAGGAACUGGAAGAGUUAAAGAACGAGAAUCGUGCACUGCGUCGGGACAUGAAAAAGAUGAUCAAACAAUAUGAGCGUCUGUCCGAGAGACAGCAAACAGGAGGGGGAGAUAGUACUGAUGAGGUGAAGGAGAUGUCAGCUGCAUUAAGUGCCCUUGACAACAAGGUCGCUGACCUUGAAUCUGAAAAUGAGGCUCUGAAAGAAGAAAGACUGGUUCUCAGAGAAAGAGUCAAGACAAUUACAGAGACGAUUACAGUGACCCACUUUGAAGAGAACAAGAAAAAUCUUGAUGAAAAAGACAAGAGGAUUGAGGAAUUGAUUGCAGAAAUAAAGAAACUACGUGAGGAGAAUGUCAGCAUGACAAAGGACAUGAAGAAGAUGGUGAAAGCUCAUUCAAAAACCAAAGGUAGACUCAAUGAACUGCUCUCUGCAGAGAAAGCUGUGAAACUGUUGGAGAUUGUUGCUAUGCUGAUACAUGAGAUCCACACUGAAGUCCCUGAUGCUGCUGGAAAAGUCAACAGCCGAUUGGUUGAUGCCCAGACCGAUGUCAGCCAAUUAAAACAAGUGUUAGAUACAAAGCAGGCAGCUUAUCAGGCAUGGGUUGAUGCCUACCAACAAAAACACAAUAAAAUUCCUGGGAAAGAAGAAAGAAGGUGGAAAAAAAUGACCUUGGAAGAGAGUGUUACAUUGCGCAUAUUUCGAGGGGAUAAGAAUGGAGAGUUUUACCAUGAUGAAUGGGACCAAGCUAAACAUGACUUUAAGGAGAAACAUUUGUUUAUGUCGGCACUUCUGUUGAUGAAGACGGGAGAUGUGAACGAGGCUGUAGGUGCCGAUGGUACUGCUGAAAAAACUGAUGUUGAUAUUGAAAACCUAGAGAAAGCCCUUUCUCUGGCAGACAACCAGAUCAUUGACCUGGAAGCCAAGGCACAAAAUCUCAAUGAUGAGAAAAACAGAUAUAAGGACAAAGUUGAUGACUUGGAGAAGAUGAUAGUGGACAUGCAGAAACAGGCAGAAUUAAAUGCUACGCUAAUGGCUGAUGCUACAAGUAGUGCUGAACUGACAGAGCAGUUAAGUGACCUGCAAAAGAAAGCUGAUAAUUUUGAGGCAGAGUUAAUGCAGGAACGUAUGUCCCAUGUGAACACCCGUGACGAGCUCGAGACUGUACGUAAACAGAUGGAUGUUCUUAAGGAAGAGAUGGAGAAUGAGAAAGCUGGCAUGGAAGCGAGGCUAAACACGGCUAAGGCAGGCCUCGAGGCUCAACUUGAUGUGAAGAAUGAGGAAAUAGAAUCUCUGAAGUUGAAGACAGAUGAGCUAGAGACAGAGAAAUUGUCUAAGUUACCUCCUGAUUCUGCAGCAGAAAUCAAGAAAUUACAAGAUAAACUGAAAAAUCUGGAACAAGAUAAAAGUAGUAACAAGAGUUCCUCGGUGGCCUUGAACUCUCAGGUAGCAGAAUUGACCUCUCAGCUGGAGGUCGCUAGUAAACAUCUCGAGACCCAAAGAGCGGCUAACAGAGAACUUGAGGCCAAGUUGAAGGCAAAUCGACUUGAGAAAGACAAGGAAACAAAGAAGAUGUCCCGUCAUUUAGAAGAGAAACAGCAGAAGACGGCCAAUGAGGAUAAACAACGAAUCACUAUGCUCGUAAAACGUGUGAAAGAACUGGAGUCGAAAGCAGGCAAAGGAACUAAUAUUGUGCCAGUGCCUGUUGGAGGUGGUGGUGGAGGAGACAAACAUGGUACAGCUGAGGUACACAUGUUGAAGAGGGAGAUUAAAGAUCAAGCUGCCGAGAUCAAGCGUCUGGAGAAAGAGAUCAAAUUUGGAGGCGGGGCUGCUGGCGGGAAGGGAGGAGACGUGGCUGAUAAAAAGAAAUUGGCACAACAUGAGAAGAUCUUAAAAGAAUUGGAGAAGAGGAUGGAUUUUGAAAAGGAAAAAUCUGGCAAGCUUAUGGAAGGUUUGAAAGCAGCAGAUGAGGAAAACAAAGGUCUGAAAAAGGAACUUGAUGAGAAGAAUCGUAUCUUGACCAAGUUGACAGCAGAAAUGAAGACAAUAAGUGUGGCUGCUAAAGAAGGAAUAGAAGCUGCUGGCAAAGUGAAAGAACUUGAAACCGAAAAUAAGAAACUGGGAGAGGAAAAUAUUGUCCUUACCAAGAACUUUGAAAGUGAAAGAGUGCUGAGGAAGAAAUAUUACAACAUGGUUGAGGACAUGAAGGGAAAGAUUCGUGUCUACUGUAGGGCUAGACCAAUGAGCAAAUCUGAACUUGACAGGGGUAACAAGCCUGUAUGUAAAUCAGGUGAUGAGUACACAAUCAGUGUUGAAGCUACACGUGGUCUUAAAGAAUUCCAGUACGAUGCUGUCUUCAUGGAGGAUUCAACGCAGGAGAAGAUCUUUGAGGACACUAAUAACUUGAUACAGUCAGCUGUAGAUGGCUACAAUGUGUGUAUCUUCGCAUACGGACAGACAGGCUCUGGUAAAACAUUCACAAUGAUCGGUGACAAAGAUCAGAAAUUCCCAGGAAUUGCUCCAAGGGCCUUCAACCGAAUAUUUGAACUUAUAGAUGAACUAAAGUCUAAGUUUACUAUCACAGUAGAGGCGUACAUGUUGGAGUUAUACAAUGAUAAACUGAUUGACCUGUUUGCCAAGCCAGGAUCUGAAGAUGACAAGUUGGAUAUAAAGAAGGAUAAGAAAGGAAUGGUGUUUAUUCAAGGAGCAAUCAUAAAAACCGCAAAAAAUUCAAAGGAGUUGUUUGCACUUUUUGAAGAAGGAAGCACAAACCGUCACGUGGCAUCUACCAAGAUGAAUGCUGAAAGUUCAAGGUCACAUUUGGUGGUCGGCAUAGUGAUGGAGGCAACCAAUAAAAACACAGGAAAUGUAACAAAAGGAAAGUUGAGUUUGGUAGAUCUUGCUGGUAGUGAAAGAGUGGGUAAGACUGGAGCCGGGGCUGAACAACUUAAGGAAGCUAUGUCCAUCAACAAAUCUCUGUCGGCACUCGGUGACGUGAUCUCGGCUCUCAGUAGUGAUCAACAGUUUAUCCCGUACCGUAACAACAAGCUCACCAUGUUGAUGCAGGACUCCCUCGGAGGCAACGCAAAAACUCUCAUGUUUGUGAAUAUUUCGCCUGCUGACUACAACAUGGACGAAACUGUUAUCUCUCUUACGUAUGCAUCAAGAGUGAAGCUUAUUACAAAUGAUGCCAGUAAGAAUGCUGAUAACAAAGAAAUUGCCAGACUUCGAAAUAUCAUUGACAAGUUGAAGAAAGGAGAAGCUGUGCAGGAGGAGGAAAUUUAGUACCGUUCAACCUACCUCCGAAAAAUUCCAACUUUAUGACAAAAAAAAUAAAGUUGUUUUAUAAAUUUGAAAAAAAAGACGGUAUAACAAAUCUAGAAAUUUAAUGACAAAAAAAUUAAAAAUUUUGAAGGUUAGAAAACCUGUGUAAAAGACACCCCAACACAUUUUAUGUAAUAACUACACAAACUAUUGAAUUUGAUAGCAUGUUCAAGAAAAUGAUGGAAAAAAGAAAAGAAACAACAUCCGUUUAUUUCAAAACGUUAUGUCCAAGAAACGGAAGAACUUUUAGUUUAAGAAAAUGAUAUUAUACUAAAACUAAAUGUGGUAAAUGUCUUCUUGAGUGCUUUUGAGGAACCAAAAUUUUUUUUAGAUUUUAAUAAGAAGAAUUCUUUUAAUUAAAUUGUCAAAACAAUUUUAAACAACAAAUUUAUUAAAUUUCUUGAAAUUGUAUUGAGAAAAGUUUACAUGAAGUAUAAAAAACAAAAUAUUUCCAUUGUGAACAACAUACAUUAUGAUUAAGUUCUUGAAAAAAUUGAUGGUAAAAUGAGCGUGCCUUUUCAGCAUUCGAUUUUUGUUCUUGUUCAUUGUGAAUUUGUUAUAUUACCUUGCCACUUUUUUAUUUAAGGAAACCAUGUUACGACAUAUUUGACUGAAAUAUCAUCACAUGAUGUAUACACGUCAGAGCUGAAAAAAAAAAAUUGUAAAGAAAUAGUUUUUUUUCUCAAAUGCCUUGUGAAAGAUUUAAUUUUAAAAAAAAGUUUAAAACAUUUAUUGUUUAGCUUUCCCAAGAAAAAAAGUUUGUUUUUGUUUUUCCAAAGAAAAAAUGGCAUAAAAAUGGUUCUGAGUUCAAGUUAUGCAUGAUAAUUCAGUCAAAAAGCAGUUUGAAAGCAUUUAUUAUUUGAAGUACAUUUAUAGUACAUUUCAUACUUUUAAAUUUACUGUUUCUGUGAUAUUAUCGUUUUUUAUGUUAGACUUUUAUUUUUGUGUGAAUUAUUCUUCUGUUUUCAUAUAUCUGUGAUACGCAAUUUGUUGGCAUCUGAGAAGUUUGAAAAAAUGUUGAUUCAUUAAGAUGCCAUUAUAUUAUAUUACUCAUGAACUUUUUUUUGGCAUACCGUAUACUGGCCAUUCAGUUAUCGGUAUAGAACAUGCUAGAGAAAACAAUAAAUUUUGUACUUUGACCUUCAUUGUAAUCGCUUAAGUGAGUAAUUUAGAGUCUAAAAAGGCAGUUCUACAAAUAAUACUUAUUAAAAAAAAGCAGAAUUCCUUUGACCUUCAUUGUAAGUACCGGUAUGUAAACCUUUAAUUGAUAAUUUAGAUUAGUAGUUCUCCAAAUGGUACUUAUUAAAAAAAAAUAAUAGUAAAUAAAAAUUUGUCCAUUGACCUUCUUUAAUUAAUAAUUUAGAUUUGAACCUUUCAAAAAGAAAUUUUGGUUUGCUCCAAAUGUAAGGACUUUUUUUAUUUAUGUCAUGAACUGCAGAUAUUUUAAGUGGGAUUUAUUUCUUAUCCUAAGUGACAUUUUGUCAUUUAAAACCUUUGCUCUUUGAAUAAUAACAUACAUGACUGUAUACACUUUAAUUAUAAUAAUAAUACUAUGUACCAUAAUAUUAAAGUAAACUCCACUUAUAAGGCUAUCGUUUAUAAUGAUAUACCGCUUAUAACGAUACUGUUGCCGCAGUCCGGACUUGUUUUCAAAUUGAUUGCGUCUGGGAUGUAACAAUAUUUUGAUAUAACAAUCAAUAUAGAUACGGCGUCUGGAUAUCGUUGUAUAACAGUUUUACUGUAUAUACCAUAUUGUUUCCAUUUAACACCCCCUGGGGGCUUGCAUUUUUUUUUUUAAAAGGUGGCGGGGCGCUAAUUAGAACAAUAUAAAUGUGCUUUAAAAUAUUCUUAUAAGACAAUUCAAUUAUAAAAAUCUUUAUUAUGAUCAAAUAAUAUACAUGUAUAAUUCAGGAUUAUUUUUGUCAUAAAUUAUUAUUUUUAGAUAAAAAUAUUUGGAUUUUUUGGAUUGCUUUUUCAUUAUUGAUUAUAAAUCUAUAAGGUAAAUAAGGUAAAUUUUUUAUCUUCUACAAAAUGUGGUUGAGGGGGAGGUGGCAGGGGCGAUGGGCGCUAAUUAGAUGGGGGGGUAAAUGGAAACAAUACGGUACUAGUACUAAUCAUUGUUGUUUAAUAAUGUUUGUAUUUCUUUUGUUUUCUGAAUCAAAAUUUGUAUGUUUACAUUAAGGCUGGUCCGUCCAAUUAUUAAUGUGAUUAUAUGUAUAUAUAUACAUGUAUUAAACUAUGCAUUUACUGUUUUUAUAUGGGCAGGUCCUUUUUACUGUUGUUUAUAUAAUAGAUAAACUUACUAGAUUUUGUUUGCAUUUUUAUGUCUUGAUUAGUGGUUUUUAUAGGUACAGUCUUGUUAAAUUUGAUAAUUUCUCUAUUAAUGUCUUUAUUUUUCUAACACUCUUUGAUGGGCUGGGAUAUAUUUUUUUAUUAUAAAUUUAGAAAGAUAAAAUCAGUUUUAAAAAUCAUUAAAAUAAUUUUAAUUCUAGAUUAAUAUAACAAAGCGACGCUCACAGAUCUGGUAUCUGGAGUCAUAGAGGACUCUGUAGAAUUCUUAAUAUUAAUAAUUAAUGAAUUACUUGUUUUUACAGUAAGUUUACUAAUUUAAAUGUCAACAUUCUGUUACCUUAGUGCAAUAACUGAUUUACUCCUAUGAAAUUAAAGGAACUAAAGCCGUUACUGCACUAAGGUCAUAAAUUUUCUUUAUUAGCCCUUUCACAGCAGUUUGCAUAACUUGUCAUUUAUUUCCCUACAUGUAUUUGGAAUCCCGUCCACUUAAUGAAAUUAACAAUUGAUUAGGUACUGAUUUAAAAAUAGUAAAACUGGUAAUGUACACAUGCUUGGAAGGCCGAUAUUGGUUUUCCUAAAUUUUUCUUACCAAUGCAAGUUCAAACUACAGAGUAACACACCGUGACACGUCAAGUUUUUCUUAAUUAUUUAUUAUAGUAAAAACUGGAAAAUGGCUAUAUGACGUUUUACAGUGUCGUUGCGACUUAAAAUUCCAACAAAAAUAAUAUUUGUGGUAAUGAUUAUGAAACUAUCAACAGUCAACUAUAGUAUUUCUUAUGCAAUAUGUUGAUGUUAACUAACAAAAAUAAUGUGCCUGUCAGCAGUGCAGGGCAAUUAGCUGGCCUGCCAUGCUGCUUUGUGUUAUUAUUUUUAUGCUAUUAUAAGCUCAACUAUAAGAAAAUAUGGAGAGCUAUUGUAUUCAACCAGGGUCCAAAGUUAUGAAGAAAUUUUUUUUUAAUUAUCUAAGCUCAGACUGAGGUCUUAAGUAUUUAAUUUGUCAAAGCAAAACUGACACAGAAACAACACUGACCAAAGAAAAUCCUGAGACAGUACUCAGAAAAUGUUUUAUAUCCUCAAAGCCAGGUGUCAGGUGUCAGAAAGGAAUUGAAAGUGGAAAGGAUUGAAUCUUCUCACACUUAUUUUAGAGCAUAAUAGGAGGCCAAUGUCCAAGGCCCAUAACUAUAACAUGGAUUUUUACAGAAUUAUGACCCUUUUUGAAGUUAAAAGAUUCCACUUUAUCCAAGCUCUUGUUUCACGAUAAGUCAAGCACACUGACCUACUGACAGUUUUUUGUUUUUAUAACAAAGUCCUCUUAAUUUAAAAUAUACAGUUGCAAAUAAUAUAAGUGGACCAGGACAAGUGGUUUUUUUAAUAAAAAAACAAAACAACAUACCUACAUAUUUAAAAGGCUCUUAAUAUGCGAAUUGAAUUGAAAACUCCGUAUUUGAAGUAUUAUAAGUAAUAGGUGCCUUGCAGUGAAAGGGUUAUUUGAAGAAAAAAAGUGAAGUCUAUAGUUGAGGGUUGUUUUUUUAUUGGGUAGAGGGAGGGAAAUUGAGGUAUUUUUAUUGUGUAAAAAUGCAUUAGAAUAUUUAUAAGAGUGAAAAUAAUUAUGAUUGUCAAUUCUUUUAAUGUUUUUUAUGAGCAAAUAUCAACAUAUGUUCAAGUUUGCCAUGUUUACGAAGCAUUUCAUUUUUUUUUUAAUUUUCCAAAGAUUGAAACAAUGUGAUAUGAUGAUGAGUAAUCUUGUUUUUAUUUGUAGAUUUUUCUUUCUGAGUCAAUAAACUUUCAGCAUUUA
Molecule: messenger RNA, 9555 nt
Organism: Ruditapes philippinarum (Manila clam)
Lineage: Eukaryota; Metazoa; Mollusca; Bivalvia; Venerida; Veneridae
Product: nuclear anchorage protein 1-like
Exons: 44
Coding region: 192-5429 (1745 amino acids)
Biological process (GO): microtubule-based movement
Molecular function (GO): microtubule binding; microtubule motor activity; ATP binding
Source: RefSeq, a predicted model, not a curated record